This is a messenger RNA of Oryza sativa Japonica Group (Japanese rice), 1888 nucleotides long. RefSeq lists its product as uncharacterized. The record is from RefSeq and is a predicted model, not a curated record. Gene Ontology annotation, biological process: post-translational protein targeting to membrane, translocation. Gene Ontology annotation, cellular component: endoplasmic reticulum; endoplasmic reticulum membrane. Lineage: Eukaryota; Viridiplantae; Streptophyta; Magnoliopsida; Poales; Poaceae.
AGAUACAGAGAGACUAGAGAAAGAGGGAGACUGAUUGCGCGCGCGCCUCCCUGCGCGGCUGAUCGCGUAUCAGCCGUCCCGACGUUUGGUAGGGUAGCAAUCCAAAUUGGCCCACUGUCUCCUUUCCCCCUUCGGAUCAAGGCUGACGGCGCCCCGGUCCAAGUUGCGCAGUGCGACGUGGGUCGGUGGGUGCGUGUGGCCCCGCUUGCAGCGUGCCGGCCCCCGGUCCUGCCUGUCUCGCCCGUUCCCCCUGCGCCGCCCCUCGCCGGCCCGCGCACGCGCCCAAGACGCACUUGGUGGUCCGCGUCGCGCUCGUCUCUCGCGUGCGCUGCGUCUCCCCUCCUACCCCUGAUUCGCACGGAAUUCCUCGAAUCGCCCGUGAGAUCCGCUUGAUUCGAUCUCCGAUUCAGGCCCCGGGGUCUAGGGUUUUCGCCGCCGUUCGAGCGGAGCAGAGCGGGGCGUGGGAGAUGGCGGGGAAGGGAGCCAAGGCGACGGCGGCCAAGUCGGCGGAGAAGGAAAAGGGGAAGAAGGCCCCCGUAUCCCGCUCAUCCCGCGCCGGGUCCCAGGAGAAGCCAGCUCCAAACAAGGAUGUUUACCAACUAUUUGCUGAGAAGGUUAGGGAUAACAAGCAGCUGGAAUCAAGAUGGGCAAUUAUGCAAGAAACUCGUGUUGAGUAUUUCCGUGGAAAAGAUUUUACUACCUUCAUGAGGAAUCAUCCAGAAGUUAGGGAAAUUUUAGGGCCAGAUAAAGAUUUAGAAGUGGAAGACAUUGUUAACACUCUGCUGAGCAAGAACCUUGUGAUAAGGUGUGACCGAGUUUGGAAAACUGUCAGACCAGGAAAGAAGAAAUUGUCAUCGUGGCCUGCACAUUUGGAGAUACAUCGUGAACAAGUGUUCACUGAGAAUGAUGGAUUUUUUGCUUGGAUGUUUCUCAAAAGGAGGACCUUGUGGCAAACGAUUCUUUCAUUUGUUUGGCCUCUCUUUGCUUUGGCAGUUUGCUUAUUUCCAGUUUACCCAUACCAAUGCAAGAUUGUGGUCUUGUACUCAUGUGCUGGAGCUUUAUUGUUCAUUGUCUCUAUUCUUUUGUUAAGAGCUGCUAUCUUUGGCAUACUAUGGGUACUCCUUGGGAAACGUGUGUGGUUCUUUCCAAAUAUAAAUGCCGAAGAGACAACAUUUAGAGAACUUGUUCGGUUUUGGCCCGAGAAGGAUGAGGGAGAGCGACCAAAGUGGACAUCAAGACUCUUCUAUGCCACUGUUGCUGUAUUGGUGAUAUUACUGCUCAGGCACCAUGCUCCAGAUGAAGCAGCUAGGGCAAGGUACCAGAAGAAGGUUUCGAACAUAAUUGAUGAUGUUCUUGAGUGGUCUCCAAAGUUAGCUUUGUCUGGGAUGAUGGAAAAACAUACUGGGACUAAUGCAUCAGAAACUAGCAAUCACACCAGUGGAACUGGGAGUAGUCCUGUCCCUCCCACUAAUGAAGGGAAUACCGCAAAAGCAGACCCAGAUAUGGAUCGUCAGACGAACUCAGAUAAAGUCCAAGAUGGUGAUGAGUAUGGUGAUGACAUGAGAACAAGAUUUAGUGAAGUUUAGAAUCGACUUAUAAACUCUAAAGCUCUGGUAAUUUGGAGUACUUACCCUCGGGGAUUUAUCUGCAGAAUCAUAUAGAUAGGUUACUGACAAGUUCAAAUUCAGGGUGCUCAUGUUUUGACCAUGUUUCAUUCACAUAUUGCCAGCAAUGGCUGUAUUACGAGGUUCUCAAAGCAUAUUUUCGCAUGGCUAUGAUGUAAACGUGCCUCGAGUUUGCCCGAGUUGAGAGGUUGAGAAUGCAAUGUGUCCGUGUCCGUGCGUGUGAGCCGUGUGCCACCGACACGUCCUGUGGCAGUGAGCCAAUA